Messenger RNA from Homalodisca vitripennis (glassy-winged sharpshooter), 2930 nucleotides. RefSeq names its product mitochondrial ribonuclease P catalytic subunit (gene mldr). The coding region runs from base 604 to 2472 and encodes 622 amino acids. Gene Ontology annotation, biological process: tRNA 5'-leader removal; mitochondrial tRNA 5'-end processing. The transcript is spliced from 5 exons. NCBI's taxonomy places the organism in Eukaryota, Metazoa, Arthropoda, Insecta, Hemiptera, Cicadellidae. Gene Ontology annotation, cellular component: mitochondrion; mitochondrial ribonuclease P complex. Gene Ontology annotation, molecular function: protein binding; ribonuclease P activity. The record is from RefSeq and is a predicted model, not a curated record.
AUGAAAUUUAUAUUGAGGUUAGGUUUGUUUACCGUUUGUUAUGAACGGUUUGUGUUUUGAAUGUUUUCACAACUUAUUUUUUUGUUAUAUUUAUAAAUAUUGCUUUUUGGUUUUAUUUUGAUUACUAAAAAAGGAAGUUUAUUUAUAGUGUGGACACUAUAAUCAAAUGAGUACAUCUCUAUUGUCAUACUAAGCUUAUGUGCAAAUAAAAUAAAGAAUUAAUUGGUGAAAAAAGAUUUUGCAUCCUAGGCUCUUUUGUAUUUGUAACUUAUUUAAGGAAAUACGAUUUUAUUUAUUUAUGACUUAAGUAUGUGCAGUUCACCUGGUGAGAAUGGUGAUAUAGGCUUGCUUGUGUAGCUGAAACCAUUUUGUAUUAAAAUAGGUGUCAAUAGGCCUACAAAUUUUAUUUAUUAUUAUAAUUAGCCUAUUGAAGUAUCUCAUUAAUCUGAGGUCUAGUACACAUUUUCAGAAGAUAUUGUUGUGCUGUGCUUUUAUGGUUUGUUGCUUUUUAUCACAGGCUAGACACAUCCAAUAUAAGCCUAGGCUGAUAUGACUUACAUAUUUAAUGCCUUAGUCGUAUUCUAGAAACUCUAUAACGUUAAUAUGGUGGUGUACGUAAACGUUAUAAAUGUUUUAGCAAGGAACAGUACUCGGCACUGUUUACACAAGAAAUGUGUCUUUAAUGUGCCUUCAACAUUUUAUUUAGUGAACAGAAAUCCGUGUUUAUUUCUCUCAUCUUAUACAUGGAAAGACAAACAUAAAUGUGAUGACAAUAGACAAUAUUUAAAAUAUAUCAGUUCAACCUGGAUAAGAAAAUUAUCAUAUGAACGAAAAGAAGAAGUACAAAAUGAAACAACUGUACUUGAAAUACCUGAGUCGUUUAAGACAUUGAAUAGCAAACAAGAGCAAUUUCUUCAAAGUAAACUGGAAGACGAGGCAAGAACAACUAGGCCACUAACAACUGAAGAUUGGAAUUCCACAAUAUACUCGGUAUUAGAAAUGCCAGGAACUAUUAACAAAGAAAACAUAUACGCAGUUACUCUAAAUUUAUGCUGUGAAUUGAAAUCUCUGACUCUAGGCAAAUCAUUUUUCAACUAUUUAAGAUCAAAUAAAAUCAAAAUCAAUCGUGCUACGUACGGUAAUUAUUUGCGGUUGUUUUAUGUGUGCUCUGAUGACUGUACAGAUGAAGACUUGGAGGAAAUUGAAACUACAUACAGAGAACUUUUACAUUUAUACCCGUUACUUGAUAGUUACACAGCGGAAAAAGCUGUUUGUGCUUUGUCAAUUACAAAAAAUUGGCGUGAGUACGAGAAACUGUUCAAAAAUAUUAAAUUAUUUUAUAGCCCUACCCCAUUUGUAUAUUCUGUUGUGAUUAAAACAGCGUUUAAACAUGGAGACUUGGACUUAGGAUGGUCAAUAUUAGAAGAAAUAUAUUUAAAUGGACAGUAUGUACCUGAUGAAGUGUUUAUUUUUUGGCUAGAACAAGGAGGAAAAAAUAAAAAUGAACUACUGAUAAAAUUGUUAGACUUCUUUGAGAAAUUCAAUAUCAUGCCAUCUUUAAGAAUGAGUAAAGUAUUGAAAGAGAAUUUUGAAAAUUUAGGUGGACUUAGGAAGGGAACAUUUGUAAAAAUUUCAAAAUGGGGAGAAUGCAAGAGUUGUCAUGCAAAAUUAGAUCAAGCUUCAGUUAGUCCAGAAGAUUAUAACCAAUUGAAAGAAGCAUUUCUUAAUCCAGUUCUUAUUGGAAAAGAUAUUUUUCAGAAGACCAAACCUGAAGAGUUUAAUGAAUUCCUAACAUUUUUAGAAAAAACUGCUCCAUACGAUAUUGUUCUAGAUGGCUUGAACAUUGCACUGAAAGUUCCUAAAAGCAGAAGAUCUCCUAGUACGUUUGCAUUCCAGUUAAAAUCAGUGGUGCAACAUUUUGCUUGUCAAAAAGCAAAAAUUUUGAUUCUUGGAAGAAAACACAUGAAAAGGUGGCCAUCAGGAGACAUGAGCUAUAUAUACAACAAUGCACAUGUAUUUCUCACUGAGGAUAUCUCUCAGGAUGACCCGUUCCUGCUGUACGCUACUCUGUACAGUGGUCUUGGCACGUGCUUCGUGUCCCAGGACCUGAUGAGAGGACACAAGUUCCUGCUCGCUGACCCGAAGCUACAAGCCACAUUUAUCAAGUGGCAGGCAAAGCACCAGUUCUGCAUCUCUUACAUUGACAUGUACGGCAAUGUGGGUCUUCAAGAACCAGUGUCAUUCAUGCAGAGCAUCCAGUGCAACGCGAGGGGUGACUGGCACAUCCCGUACGUGGUGAAGGAGGAUCUGCCCCACAAUGUGAGAGUGGAUAACUACCACAGACACUGGCUCUGCCUGUCGUCACAACCAUCGCAACAGUCUUCCAGCUCUUCCGGCUCUUACAACAAGCGGAAACAGCCUGUCUCACAUAACAGACCUAAGGUUGUCUUAAAGUCUCUGUUUGACUCUUAGAUUCAGUGUGAUCUUUCAAUUGUAACUACAGUGUGAUUGUUACCUGUAUAGUGCCAAAGCAUCACUGAGUUAUUUACGAUGUAGUUUAAAGGUACGGGGAUCUCUGUGGGCGAUACAACUUAGUUAUAAAAUGGUAUUAAACACUAUUAUGUCCACGACCACUUAAAAUUCAAUCUGCUGUAACAUUAUUUUAAUUUUUGUAAAUCUUACAUUUUUUUAAUUUGUGCAAAAUAUUGUUUAUAUUUUGUGACUAAUUCUUUCAUUUAAUGUAUAAAACAAAAUAAGAAAAAAAUGUCUGUAAGCAACAGAGUUUAUGAAACUUUCCUAUGGACAUUUUAUGUCCUAUGGACACUGUGGGAUAAGACAUUAGACCAGAUUCUGUAGCACUAAAAGAUAAAGAAUAGAAACCAAAUGUGUAGAAUAGAUUUUUACUAUGAUAAUAAAUUUGUUAAUUUUGA